CAGCUGGGAUAGGCUCCAGCACGCCCGCGACCCUCAUGAGGAUACAUUGUCAUAUAUAUUCAUAUAAUAUUUUAAAAUACAGGCAAUGCCGAGACCACCCAAAUCGACGCGCAGUUUGGGGGUCCUUUCUGCUUUUCAGGCGUUCGAGAAAUGACGUAGGGGUUGUUGAUCAGCUGAUUCCGGUUGAACGAUUCGACCAACAAUUCAACACAAUUUACCUGUGAUACGGGAUUUAACACCAAAAGGGAGUGUACCGUCUUCAAGCCAGACACUAUUGACAUGCUCCAUUUGGGCUGCCAUCAUGGACAAAAUUUUGGAGGGCCUGAUCAGCUCUGCUCACAUGCUUCCGGUGAAGAAGGCCAUUGUGAAAAAGGUGGUGGAGGCAGCCGAAAAGGAGGUGGCGGCAGAGGAGUGCCAGGCCUUGUUUGCCGUCACCACUCGUCUCAUCUUGCUGGGCGAGGAUGCCUUCCAGAAGCAGGUGGGCUUCCAGGUCCUGGAGGCAUACGCCCGCUACCACCGCUCGCAGUUUGAGGCCUUCUUCAGCAAGGACUUUGUACUGGGCCUGCUGCAGCAGGGCUACGAGCAGCUAGAUCACCAAGACCCAGCCGUGGUGGACUACAUCCACUGCGGCCUACGGCUGCUCAUCAGCUGCCCCGCCGUGCUGGAUCUGUUUACCGUGGUCCAGGUGGAGGUGCUCAGGAUGGUGUGUGAGCGGCCCGGGCCAGCUGCGUGCGCCCGACUUGCCGCCCUGCUGUCCGACUUUGUGCAGUGCGUGCCCAGGGACAAGGGCGGCGUCCUGUUCUGCCAGCAGUUGGUGAGGACUAUUGGCUACUUCCACUGCUUGGCCAGCCGGGAGCAAGAGCUGGGUGAGUACGUGACUCAGGUCACCAAGGUCAGCACGUUGCUGCAGAACAUCUGGAAGGCCGAGCCGGCCACGCUGCUGCCUUCACUGCAGGAAGUCUUUGCCAUCAUCUCUUCUACGGACCCGUCCUUUGAGCCGUCCAUCGCCCUGGCCAGUCUGGUACAGUACAUCCCAGUCCAGAUGAUCACAGUGCUUAUUAAGAGUCUCACCACGGACCAAAAUGUAAAAGAUGCAAACAUGACCAAGGCGCUCUGCAGGAUGAUCGACUGGCUCUCUUGGCCUCUGGCGCAGCACGUGGACACCUGGGUCAUUGCUCUGCUUAAAGGACUGGCGGCCGUUCAGAAGUUCACCAUCCUCAUUGAUGUCACUCUGCUGAAAAUUGAACUGGUGUUCAAUCGUUUGUGGUAUCCCAUUGUGCGACAGGGGGCGCUCGCCGUCCUCUCCCACAUGCUCCUCAGUUUUCAGCACUCUCCCGAGGCCUUCCAUCUGGUUAUUCCGCACACGGUGCAUCUGGUGCAGUCUUUGCAGGCCGACGGCCUCCCCACCAGUAAAGCCUUCCUGCUGCAAUUUACCGAGCUCAUACACUGCAUGAUGUAUCAGUAUUCUGGAUUCCCAGAUCUCUAUGACCACAUUUUGGAAGCCAUAAAGGAUCUGCAGAAACCGAGUGAGGAGAAAAUCAAGCUGGUGCUUAAUCAAAGUGCCUGGACGUCCCAGUCAAACUCUUUCGCCUCCGGUCCGCUGAGGCAAGCUGGGAAGUCUGAGACGGGCAAGACGGGCCUGGUCAAUCUGGGAAACACCUGUUACAUGAACAGCAUCCUGCAGACUCUCUUUAUGGCCACAGAUUUUAGACGACAUGUGUUGUCGCUGCGCCUGAACGGUUCCAGCACCCUGAUGAAGAAACUGCAGAUGCUCUUCGCAUUCCUUGCGCACACUCAGAGGGCGGCCUACGCUCCGAAGAACUUCUUGGAGGUGUCCCGCCCCCCGUGGUUCAAUGCGGGGUCUCAGCAGGACUGCUCGGAAUACCUCCGCUUUCUCCUCGACAGGUUACACGAAGAGGAGAAAAUUAUUCAGGUAUUGGAAUCGGCCAAGCCAAGCGUUCCCACCGACGCCGUCAACUCAAACGGCAAAAAUGCGAACACUGCGACGUCCCUCGAAGAAGGUGAAGCGUCCUCUCCAAAAGUGGACGACGACGACAGACGGACCCUCAUAGAGAGGACCUUCGGUGGAAAGCUCGUGACGGGCAUCCGAUGCACGCAUUGCGACUGCGUCUCCGAGAAGGAGGAACCCUUCACGGACCUAUCGCUGGCUUUCUGCCCAUCGCGGGAUGCCUCCAAGUCCGACGAGUCCAAAUCUGACGAGUCCAAAGUUUGCCAGGGUUCUGUUAAUGGUGGCAGCGAGACUCUCAUGCCGGGGACCAACGACCAAACCAGCCACGUCCACGCCGUACCAGAGAGCAACGAGCCUUCUCUCUCCGUGCCCGACCUGGUGGACUACUUCCUGGCUCCGGAGAUCCUGGACCAGGAGAACGCCUACUUCUGCGGCAAGUGUUGCAGCCUGAGGAGGGCCGAGCGGACCCUCAAGGUGAUGUCGGCCCCCGAGUACCUCAUUCUCACACUACUGCGCUUCGCAUACGACGCCAAGUGCCACGUGCGGCGCAAGAUCUUGGACAACGUCACCAUCCCGCCUCACCUGCGCCUUCCCGUGCACCGCCCUUCGAUGCCCUCGCCGCCUCCACCACCUGCCUCCUUGCCACCCCCAGUGGACUCCUCGGAGAGCAGCGAGAACCUGGCCAAGAAACUCAAACCCUCCCGUCGAGAUGAGGAAGUACAGUCUGUGCGUUACGCCCUCAGCUCCGUCGUGAUGCAUUCGGGCGUAUCGUCCGAGAGUGGACAUUACUACUCCUACGGCUGCGACAACGCAGCACAAGGGGACGCCACCUGUUCUAAGGAAGACUUGAAUCAAGGGGAACAAGUCCGGGAGGGUCCGAGUGGUCAGGUGGGCGGCGCCGUGCCCCCCAGCGACUGGCUGCUGUUCAAUGACAGCAGGGUGACGUUUGCCUCCUUCCAGUCGGUGCAGAACAUCACCAGCCGCUUCCCCAAGGACACUGCCUACGUGCUCAUGUACAGGAAACAGGAAGCGGUGGGGCAGGACGCUAUUAAGGGGCCGGCGGCCAGCGGAACGAGACAUAGUGCCGAACCGCCGCUGCAGAAAGAACUGCUGGAUGCCAUUAUCAAGGACAAUAAGCUGUAUCUACAGGAACAAGAGCUGAAUGCUAGGACUCAGGCUCUUCAGGCCCCGUCGUCUUCCUGCUCCUUCAGGCCCAACGGCUCGGAUGACAACAACCCGCCAGGGAGUUGCGGGCCGUCUGGAGGGGGAGGAGGAGGAGGGGGAGGAGGUGGCUUUAACACAAUUAGUAGACUGGUCUUCUAAAGCUAAAUAAAAAGCACACAAUGCCACAUACGGAAAAGGGGUGGGGGAACCUUUUUGCUGACCUCAGAGGGCCAUGGUAAAUUCAGGGCGGAAAAAAAGAUUUCAACAUCAAUUUACAGAUGCCGCUUAUACCAUGACAUGUUUCUAAAUCCUGCAAAAAAAAGAUUUGGGAAUGUAACCUUUUUCACACAGAGAACCAUCCAAAUGAUAGCAAAUGAACAAUUUAACACAGAGUUCCAGUAAAAUCAGGCAUUUAGCCUCUUAGGCACAUAGUCAACCAAACAAUUGGUUGAUGCUUGCUAAAAUCUCUAUAAAAAUUCUCACAGUAAUAAAUUAGAGACAUAUUGUAAGCGUUUUCUUGUGACCAAACCCCUGAUUACAGUAACUGAAACAAUAGUUGAAUCAACCGUUAUUAUUGACUUUUUUAAAAUAUGGUUUCAGUCAUAACGGCCCUCCAAGGGAAACAGCAACUACAAUGUGGCCCGUGACAAAAAUGAGUUUGACAGCCCUGAAGAUUGCAAAUUAGCCUCUUUCAUCCAACGAUCCAACAAAAUGACUGCAAAUGUGUGAUUUAUCAUUGAAGCCUCUUUCACAAAGAAAUAAGUAAAUUAGGAAUUUAGAUUCUCCUGUGCAUAAAUUCAACCGAAUCAGCAAGUUAGCCUCUGUUACACAGAGAUCAUAUAAAUUAUGUAUUAUCAGUCUUCAUGUACUAUUUCUCUUUGUGAUGCCGUGUCACUGAAUGGCCGCUCCAUGCUCACACUCACACCUAGAGACAAUUUAGAGUGUUCAAUCAGCCUGUCACACAUGUUUUUGGAAUGUGAGUGGAAACCGGAGUAUCUGGAGAAAACAUACGCACCCGGUACCUCUGAACUGUGAGGCUGACGCGCUAAACGCUGGAGCACCAGGCCACCCACUAAACUAUAUGUGUUGUAAAAACAACCAAAUGAUGUUACCUUAAGAAUAGCCCGUUAGCUUAAUGCUUACAUAGAAAAAUAGUCCCACGCUAACUAUUAGCAUCAAUAGUCACAGUUUUACAACCCUUUAAACUAUGAAUAUUUGAACAGUAAUCGUGUAGAGCAACACAUUUAGACAGAUGAUAUAAUGAUACUCACAGGUAUGUAUUCUUUAUCCUCGAUGUAAAAUGACUAAUCUUACGGAAACUUGCUGAGUUGUUGAAGACCCGGGCUAUUCUCUGUGUCACCACAAGGAGCUGCACACUUGAUUUGAUGUCAGCAUUAAGUCAUGAUGCACAAAUUGUUUAAUUCUUUCCAUUCUAUUUAAAUAUUAUUACUCUGUUUUUAUCUAGUAGAAUAUUACAGAGUGUUUUUCUUAUUAAAAAUUAACAUUUAUGGUGUGCGGGGUGUGGGGCAGUAGAUUAUCGGGAUUUUUCACUCAAUUCCAAUUGGGAAAAAUGAUUUGAGAUGAGCAUGGCCAUGGAACGGAUUAAAGUCUUAUCUUAAGGCAUCGAUGUAUCACUCUGAGAUGGUUGCCUACCCCUGGCAAGAAGCACUGAAAAACUCCCUUAGGACUGAAAAUGUGCUCACUAUUUUUAAUUUAUUGACAUUUUUUGUUGGUGAGAUUUUUUUUCCAAUUAAGAUUAUAACGAAAAUAAUUUGUUUUAAUUAUCUGGUGCAAACGGCAUAUAGCACCGAACAAUGCAUUAUCAUACAGAUAGCAGACCCUCCAAAGUGGAACCAUCAUCAACACCGAAGUCACACGCGACUUACGCAAAUCACACAAAACAUUAUUUCGAGUUCUAAAAGUUUGCUUUGUUUUUUUUUGUUUUUUGUUUUUUUGAGGGGUGAAAGUGUUGGUAACCAUAGAGCAGGAAGUGGAAUCUACUAUGACAUAGGAAUGUGUCAAAUUUUCUAGUUUAAUGUAAACAAGUGCACUUUUUUGUUUGUGAUUUUGCUUUAAAUGUUGAUGAAGGCUACCCAUGAUAGCAAAGGUUAUAAUAAUUGUCGAGAAAGAAUUGGCACCUGAGCUGACGCAAAAUGUCGUCUUAACUGCUCAGUGCAAAAUGAACAAUACAAUUCAAUAUCAAUUCCAUACACAUAUUGCUUUUCAUGGAGCAGAUCCAAAUCUAUUAGCUAUGUUCCACUUUGGAGGUUCCACUCAUUUGCAUGCAUGUUGGUCUGUGGUGUGUUUUAUUUUUCAGAAUGUAUUGAGAUAUUGGGCAUUUGAUAACUUUAAUAUCAAAUAUAUGCAAUAAAUCAGUUUGUCUUAAAA
This is a messenger RNA of Hippocampus zosterae (dwarf seahorse), 5521 nucleotides long. It is a transcript of the gene usp38, whose product is annotated as ubiquitin specific peptidase 38. NCBI's taxonomy places the organism in Eukaryota, Metazoa, Chordata, Actinopteri, Syngnathiformes, Syngnathidae. Bases 302 to 3292 code for a protein of 996 amino acids. The transcript has 13 exons. The record is from RefSeq and is a predicted model, not a curated record. Gene Ontology annotation, cellular component: cytosol; nucleus. Gene Ontology annotation, biological process: ubiquitin-dependent protein catabolic process; protein deubiquitination. Gene Ontology annotation, molecular function: cysteine-type endopeptidase activity; cysteine-type deubiquitinase activity.